Messenger RNA from Syngnathus acus (greater pipefish), 7746 nucleotides. Its product is annotated as IgGFc-binding protein-like. The record is from RefSeq and is a predicted model, not a curated record. The transcript has 28 exons. Lineage: Eukaryota; Metazoa; Chordata; Actinopteri; Syngnathiformes; Syngnathidae. Bases 66 to 7202 code for a protein of 2378 amino acids.
ACUUCAGUGUCAAGGUUCAAAAACUCGUCAAGACGGGAGCUAAUGUUUCUUUUCGACCUGUUGAGAUGUCUGUUGCUGGUUAUUCCAUUGAGAUGUCAGAUGAAUGGCACAGCAAGGUUAUGGUAAACGGUCUGCUGCUGAAGCUUCCUUCCAUUUUGAACCAAGGCAAAAUAAUGCUCUAUCUAAAAGGACAGUCGGUUUGCUUAGAAACCGACUUUGGUCUUGUUGUGACAUACAGCCCAGUCAUUUUGACAGUCACAAUGCCCGAGGUCUUUGCCGGUCAACUUUGUGGACUUUGCGGGAACUUUAAUUAUAAACCACAGGAUGACCCAGUAGCACAUGAUUCUGAUAUUAGUCAAGCUGUUCGAUAUUGGCAAACUAGCGGUGGUCAAGAAUGUUGGGAUUUGCCCAUGAGCACAUCUAGCUGCACUCCACAAGAGCAGGAUACUUAUCAGGGAGAGAAUUUCUGUGGAAGGUUACUGGAUCCUGAGGGCGCAUUCCAGAGCUGCCACAAAACCGUGGAUCCUCAAGAUUUCUAUGAGGACUGUGUUAAUGACCUCUGCAGUGGUAACCAAACGACCCUGUGCCAGAUUCUGUCCGGCUACGUAGCAGUAUGUCAAGAAAUGGGCGCCAGUGUGGACGAAUGGCGAGAUUCAAAAUUUUGUUCUGCCACAUGCCCGUCCAAGAGUGAAUACCGCCUCUGUUCUACUCACAUGUUUGCCUGUGCCCAUAACCCAAGUCCUCUUUCAGAAAGAUGCAAGGAAGGUUGUUUUUGCAAGUCUGGCUUUUUCCACAGUGGUGGGGAAUGUGUAACUAAUUCUGAAUGCGGCUGCAGUUAUAACGGUAUUUACUAUGAACUCCAUGAAAAAUUCCACCCUGAUGAGAACUGCCUUCGGUCCUGUGCGUGUGUGGGCCACAACGUCGUGCAAUGUAAAAGUAGCACGUGUCCAACUGGAACGGAGUGUGUCAUCAAACAUGGUCGCCGUGCAUGCUAUGGCAUUUAUUUGAAAUGCACCCUCCUGGGUGGCAAACACUUGCAGACCUUUCAUGGAGGUCAUUUUGAUUUGAACGUGGCAGAUUUGCGUAAGCCUUUAUUCCAGAUCUGUGAUGAACCUGGGCUUUCUGCUGCCAUCCUGAAAGACAAGCUGCACCUUAAAAUCCAUGACAUGGACGUAACGCUGUCCAAGGAGCUUUUUGGAAAAGUUGAGAUAAAUGGUGUCGUGAAGGCCCUACCCAUUUAUAUGAAUGGUGUGGCAGUGUUGCUUUCCGGACGGCUAACCCGUAUCAUCGCUAAAGACACUGGCGCCGUAGUCUCCUUCGGUGGACCUAAUUUAAUACAACUGACGAUUCCAGCCACGCACAAAAGACUUUGUGGGUUAUGUCAAAAUACCGCGACUGUUGCUACAGACCACCAACGAAGUCUGAUGUCGGAUGAUUCCACUCGUACGUCUCCCUGGUGCUUUUCUCCCACCGGAACAAACUGCCCCACUGACUGUCAUGACUGUUUCUUAUGCGACUCCAUGAAAGAAUUUGAAUCAGAUGGCCUCUGUGGCAUGUUGCUUGCUCCUAAAGGCCCAUUUGGGCUUUGCCAUUCCACUAUGGACCCAAUGCCAUUUUUUCAGAACUGCGUGAAAGAUUUGUGUGGGUCAAAAAUUAAGGAAUUGUUUUGUGACAGUUUGAGGCAAUAUGCAUUUGUCUGCCAGGAAGCAGGAGUGAAGGUCAAACCAUGGAGGGGGGAUAAGUGCGCACUUUGGUGCCCUGAGCAUUCCCACUACAACCUAUGUGUUGGUGCAUGUUCAGAGUCCUGCGCUAUGUUAUCUGAUGUCCCCUGUCCAUGGCCCUGCAAUGAGGGGUGUCAGUGUGACUCUGGAUAUGUGCAGAGUGGGAGUGGCUGUGUCAAACCUGACCAAUGUGGCUGUCUCUACCUUGGGCAUUACUAUGAGAUUGGGGACAUUUUGUGGAAUGUGAAGUGUUCCAAGCGGUGCAACUGUUGCUCCACUUCCACACUGUGUUGUAGAGCAGCCUCAUGCCCCAAGGGGCAGAACUGCGUACUUAAUGAAACUUGGCACUGUGCAGAGAAAAAAACCUUCCUCUGCCCAGUAAAUAGCCAUUACGAAGCCUGUGGGACAGCCUGCCCUGCUACCUGCGAGGCCCGCUUCAAUUCCAUCUGCACUGCAGCAUGUGUGGAAGGAUGCCAGUGUGACCCUGGGUUUCUUCUUCAUGGUGGCACCUGUGUGACCCCAUCCCAGUGUGGCUGUACAUACAACGGACGCCAUUACCGCCACAACGAAACCUUUUGGGCUGAUGAGGCGUGUACCCGACAGUGCAUCUGCAACGACCAGAUCCAGUGCCAUGAUGCUAAUUGUCAUGAUGAUGAGUGUUGUGCUCUUGAAAAUGGAGUCAGAAGCUGUGUGCGGCGUAAUUAUACCAAGUGCCGCUACAGUGGUCAUCGUGUGCUCACCUUCGACAAGCGCGAAUAUGAUUUCCUUGGCACCUGCCGGUAUCAGUUACUGGGCAUCUGUGGACAAUGGCAAUGCCUUGAUGUCGUCAAAGUUGAUGUGCAGACUGAUGCAUUUAAUCAGUCAGCACAAAUCGUCUGGGUUAGCAUAAAUAACCAACAACUACAACUGGACAGCAGCAAUCAAGAAAGCAUCGAGGUUGAUGGCACAAAGAGGAAGAUUCCGUUUCAUGCCAACGGAACUACAAUGGUAUUUUCUUUAGGGCUGCGUACUUAUGUCUCGUCGACAUUUUUCUUGUUAAGUAUGAGCAAAGAAGGGGUCAUAAUCAUUCAUCUCUCCAGUAAAUAUGCUAAUGCUACUUGCGGCCUGUGUGGUAACUUCAAUUUGGAUCCUGCUGAUGACCUCACAGCGAAUGGCACACAAGAGCAUCUCACUCCAGAACAAUUUGGAAAUGCUUGGAGAAGCGGACAGAACCAGUGGUGUGUGGAAGGUUGUCUAGGUGGAAGUUGUCCAAAUUGUUCAUCUGAAGCUUUGGACCGCUUCUCUGACCCAGCGGCUUGCGGGAAGAUUCUGGAAGUUAAUGGACCGUUCAGACACUGUCAUAGCAAAGUGGACCCUUCCGGCUUUUACAAGAGCUGCGUCAGUGACCUGUGUCUUUAUGGAGAUGUGCAGCCUGCCCUGUGCCGUUCCUUGGCAGAGUAUGCUGAUGCCUGCCUCCAUCGCAAGGCUGUAGUUGAUGCCUGGAGGAGCGCUGACUUUUGCUAUAAUUCAUGUCCGUCCAAUACCAGCUACAACGCGAGUCACUCACCUGUUGACAUUUGCCUCGGCGGGCUCAAUAUGACAAUUGAGAUCCCGCCAAACAUUGGGGAGGACUGUCUCUGUGGGCCAGGUUUAGCCCACAGUGGAAGGAACUGUGUCCAUCCAGCCAACUGUGGCUGUUGGGACAGAAAUGGAGAAUACGUCUUACCGGGACAGGAGAAGUCCACAUGUGAGCAACGGUGUGUUUGUCAUCCUGGUGGAAACUGGACUUGUGUUAAUGUGUCAUGUAGUCAGGAUGAAGAAUGUACGCUUAUCAGCGAUAUUGAAAGUUGCCACCCCAAAGCUAGAAUGGCCGACUGCCAUAUUAACGGAUCUCGGUUGAGUACAUUUGAUCGACACGUCUUUGAAUUUAACGCCUCAUGCAACUACACUCUGGUUCAAACGUGCAAGAACCUGACUGUGGAGCCACUUUUGAUUGCUGUGUAUGGUAACCACGGUGAAGUCAAACAGAUUUACCUACAAGUCAAUCAUAUGACCUUGAAGAUGUCAAGCGCUCAACCUGAAAAAAUUCAAGUGAAUGAAGUUCAAAUGAACCUCCCAUUCUCAGGGAACAAUGUAAUUGUGGAUCAAAAAAAUCAAUGGAGGACUAUCAAGGCUGCACAUCUGGUGGAGAUUAUUUCUGACCUUCGCAACUACGUUGAGGUCAAGCUAGCAAAUACUUAUAACCAGACAUGUGGCCUCUGUGGGAACUACAACGACGAUCCCUCAGAUGACAUGCAGCUACCCAAUGGCACUGCUGUCUCAGAUCCGGCCAUCUUUCAGCAAUCAUGGCAGAUGUCAGGCUGCAACGAAACAUGCGACAGCACCUGCCAACGUUGUCGAUCCCCUGUGCCAGAGUAUACUUCUGACCUGUAUUGCGGCCUUCUUAUCCAGCCAAAGGGACUAUUCUCCUCUUGUCACAACUCAACAUGCCCUCAGAAAUAUUACAACAUGUGCCUGACUAACCUCUGUCUUGCAGAGGGACAAAAGCAAACUUUAUGUGAGGCAUUUGAAGUGUAUGAUGCGGCAUGCAAAGUAGCCGGCGUCAAUGUUGACCCUUGGAGGAACAUCACAGGUUGUGAGCAGAAAUGCCCGCAGUUCAGCCAUUUCAGUCCGUGUGCCAACAGUUGCUCCGCCCUCUGUCCUGAGAUCGGCGUUGCUUUGCAGUGUCCCAAACACUGCGAGGAAGGAUGCGAAUGUGAUGCGCAUCACCUUUAUAACGGCCAAGCGUGCGUCCCAGCGGAGGAGUGUGGCUGCAUGCAUGAAGAGAGAAGACUGAAGGCCUCUGAAAGCAGACUUCUACAAAACUGCACUCUGAACUGCACCUGUGGGCCUCCACUUAUUUGUGAAGAACAUAAGUGUCCGCCACUGCACAGUUGUAUGGUUUUGGAUGGAAUGGCUGGCUGCCAUAAAGAUGAACAAGACAAAGAUCCCUGUGAGGCCAAGUGUGACAACUCAACUGAGCGGUGCUACCUGAGCAACGGUGAAGCAGUUUGCCAGAGACUUCCGGGUCUCUGUUGGAACUGGGGAAGCCAGCACUACCACACCUUCGAUGAAUUCAACUACGACGUCCAGGGUACCUGCACCUAUCUGCUUUCAGGCAGCAAAGGGUCAGCAGGUGGAGCAACACCUUUCAUGGUCUCAAAGAAGAGUGACUGCAAAGAAGUGUCCUCCACGCAAGAGCUGACCGUACAAGCGUAUGGGUUUGUCGUCAGGUUUGCUGACAAAGACAGUGUACAUGUAAACGGUCAAGUAAAUUAUAUCCCGGUUACUCUGCUUCGGGGUAAGAUUGAGGUUUCAAACAAAGAAGGCAAAACACUACUGAAGACUGACUUUGGGCUGCAGGUAGUGUUUGACUGGAAUAACACAAUUCUUCUAAUGCUGGAGCCCAACUAUAAGGAGAUUGUCUAUGGGCUGUGUGGCAAUUUUAAUAGCCAUCCUCAAGACGACUUUGCUUUAUAUUUCGACGGAUCCCCUCCCGCUAACACCAGUGCGGAGUUGGCUAAAGCUUACCGUGUUUUUGAUGGUGAACAUAACUGUUGCACUGGUUGUGAAAAGAAGCCAUUGGAUAACAAUACGUUACUGGAAGAUAUGCCGAAAGGAGUCUCUUUCGCCCAGAAAAGUCACUGUGACGAUCUUAUUGAUCCAACUGGACCCUUUGCACGUUGUCACAGUCGUGUUAACCCGGACUCCUUUUAUCAAAGUUGUGUGGCUGACCUCUCGCAAGGAAGGUCUCCAGCUUCUCUCGAACAGGCCGCAACAUCCUAUUCUGUCAUUUGUAAAGAGUUUGAGGACUACGUGCCCCCAGAACCGACAGUCUAUGUUAGCUGUCCGCCAAACAGCCAUUAUAAGACUUGUGGCUCCGCCUGUCCUUCAACUUGUCACUUGAAAGAGAGACUCUGCAUUGCAGUUUGUGUUCAAGGCUGCUUCUGCAACCCUGGUUUCAUCAGUAGUCCAGAGGGUUGCGUCCCACCGAAGCAGUGUGGUUGCACAGACCCCACAGGCAAAUACCACCGCCUCGACUCGACUUUCUGGAUCCCAGAUGACUGCGGCCAACUUUGCAUCUGUAAACCAGGAGGUAUUAAGUGCAAACCAUCUCAAUGCCCUAAAGGAACGUUCUGCAAGAGACUCCCCAACAAAAGAAUGUGUCAAGCUGACAAAUCGCUGAACUGUAGUAUUGUCAAUGGGCUGCACUUUACAUCCUUUGAUGGACAUCAUUAUGACUUUAGGGACAACUGUGCAUAUAUUUUAGUUCAAACAAACACCAAUGUAAAUGGAUUGGAACCAUUCAGAAUCACUAUCUCCGACUCAAGUUGCCACAACAGAUUGUUUCAUAGCCAAACUCUAACACUGACCAUCUACAAUUUGGAGGUAGUAGUUGGCAAAGACCCCAAUGAAGUUCUUGUCGAUGGACUAUAUAAGGUUCUACCAUACUCUCACCAUUCAGGCCGUUUCACUGCCUAUCCAACACCUUCAUCUCUAGUUGUUCAUGUUGAUAUGGGAUUGCAGGUGAUUGUCUAUAAAAGUGGCACCAUGGUAGUUGUCCUCCCGAGCAGUUACGACUCGUACGUCGGCGGUCUCUGCGGGAAUGCCAACUCUGAUCCUUAUGAUGACCAAAUGAUGCCAGAUGAAGAGGGAGCUAAAGAUACACUGAAGUUUGUUCACAGCUGGAGGUUGGGAGGAGCGAUGGCUUGCAGGUCAAGCUGCACUUCCAGACCAACUCAUGUCUGUCAACUCAAAGGCAGUCUGCAGGUCUUCACUUUCAACGGGCAGAAGCUGAGCUUGGCUCCGCAAACGCCUUACAAACUAAUGGCCCUUUGCGACCAGACCAAUGAAAAUCGGUUCAGCUUCAUUUCUUACUAUGGACACUGCUACGGGAGCGGCACCAGACUUGUCACGGUGUUCCAUGUCCUCCUUGUGGGAUUCUCAGUUGUCAUCCAGGAUGGCAUUGUGGAGGUGAAUGGACAUCUUGUGGCUUUGCCUUACACUUUGCCUAUAGGGGUGUCCUUGUCAUUUGGCGUGCCCAACGACAAGUCCGAGUUGGUGGUGGUUCUAAACAAGGACGAAGGACUGGAAACAGCGUUGGAAAUGAAGAUCGGCAUCACUUCUGCCACGAUCAAGGCAAGUCCUUGGUACACUGGAAACUUAUGUGGAAUCUGUGGAAAUAUAAAUGACCCCUACUCUGAUACACUGGUCAAGCCUUGGGCUCUCCCAGAUUUUCAAGGCUGCCGUGAACUCAGAAUUGGCAGCGUUGAUCUCAAUUGGAGAGAAUGUGUCAGUUUGGUGUGGAGUGGACCUUGGCAACGAAGCUGGGCAGCAACAGACCCAACCCAUUGUUCACUUGCAUUUCCAGUCCAGACUGGGAGUAACUUCACACCAUCCGCCCGCCCCCUCCACCUCCUUCAUUCCUCCGUGGACCAAACAAGACACGCAGUCAAACCCUAAAGGGAGGUUUCUCCAAUUGCUCGUAAAUUAGAUGUAAUCUAUUUUUCUAUUUAUUUUUUUCUACGGAACUUCACAACGGAUUCCAGCUCUUCUGUUUGGAAGUGAAAAGGAAACUUUUGAAAGGAGUACACCUAAGUUGGGUGGAGGGAACAUCUGCAGCUUAAAACGUGUUACAAUGGAUCUUUUGCUGUUCGUGCCAUUCAUCUCCUGGUUGACUUCUGCUCUCGUUUCAGCUGCAGACAGCGAAAUAGACUAUGACAGCCCUUUUGAAUAUGACUACGAAUCUCUGAGGAUCGGUGGCCUGGUUUUCGCCGUCGUGCUGUUCCUGCUGGGCAUUGCCCUCAUCGUCAGUAGAAAAUGUGUGUGUAAAAAGAGUGACAAGUCAAGGUCACGAAAUCCUGAUGUGGAAUCAAGUGUGCCAAGGGCAUGAUCCCCAAAGACAAAGCUUAGCAGUUACCAAGUGUUACCACCAGAUGCCGGCAAAUAUUCUAAUCGUCUGAAGACAAUCUUUUCAUUAAUAAAGAUUUUAAUUUUAAAACGUCCA